Messenger RNA from Coregonus sp. 'balchen', 26409 nucleotides. The record is from the annotation of a GenBank genome assembly. Lineage: Eukaryota; Metazoa; Chordata; Actinopteri; Salmoniformes; Salmonidae.
GCUAGCUAGCGCUUUGACGAAAAGGGGAGAUCAGGAACGGUCUGGAAUAGAUAUAUCUAGCGAUUUAACCCGUCAGAUUGCUUACUGAAAUUAUUUCACGGUUAUAGGGAUUCCAUAAACAACUGGUAUACUAUCAACAACUUGUUUGGUAAGUCAUCGAAUUCGUGUUAUAGCUAACGCGAGCUAGUUCUUUUCCUCGCUGGCCUUCUUCAGCUAACGUUAGCUAGCUACUUCUUGGAUGUCCUCCGUGAUUGAACGCUAUUUUCUUCCACAACUGGCGUGCCUGGCCUACCCGAGCAACAUGGACAUAUCCCACCGUAGCUCGAUGUUUGACUAGUAACAGUACUGCCAACAUUUGAAGUUGGCUAUGUCGCUAGCUAACGUUACUUAACCAACGUCAACGAGCUACAGUAAGCCAGUUAACGUUGUUGAUAGCUAGCUAGGUACAGUAACGUUAGCCAUGCUCUCUGUGAUAGCUCGGUACGUUAAUUAGUUAGCUAUUUUGAUUGUAAACUAGUACCUAGGCACCUAGCAAACUAACUUACGCUAUAGCGACCUACUUAACGUUAGUUAGGUAAUUAGGUAGUUGGCUAGAUAGCUAGAUAGCUAACCAAUGCGCCUCUAAUAGCAAGCUUUCUAGUUAGAUUGCUAGCAUUUCACUGUUAACGUUUGCCAGUAUGAUGAUAUGAAGCUAGCUAACUGUUUACAACACAGGCCGACGAUGACACAUUAGAUACUAUUAGUAACUAACGUUAGUUAGUUAAACUAACAAUUCCGCAAGAUGUCUACUGUUGCAACAGUGAACAAGACAAGGCUGGGGCCCUAAAAAUGACUAGACUGGAGAGUUGUCUUGGUUGCUUGAAUAAUUAACUAGCUAGCUAGCGAACGGUAGUCGCCCAUUCCCUUACCCACCUGAUCCCCUAUAUUAGGUGUAGAAUUGAGCCCCACCCAAUGCAGGGGCCAUGACUAUCCACGACUGUAGGGUAGGAUGAUGAACCAUAGAAAACUUCAGACGUGUGUGUAUCAAGUGGGGCUCAAAGGUUUUCAAAACAGGAUGGUCACAAUUUAUGUUGAUUCAGGAAUGCACUUGACCUUUUCAUUAGGCAAAUUGUUAGAGCCAAAACAUGAAUACAUCUCAAUCACUGCAAAUUAAGAUUAGAGUGUACUCUUAGCUUCUUUUAUUUAUUCUUGAGUUAAAGUGUUCUACCAGAAAUUGGAUAUCAUUCAGGUUCCUUUGAAUCUCAACUGCCCUUGCCCCUGCAGUACUAGUAGUGUUGUUUCGAGACAAGGUUGAAGUUUUGGCAAGGUCAGGAGUUAGGAUGUUGAACACUCCAGAGCAGAGGAUCAGGAUGUCUCAUUCAGUGUAGGAGUGCGCUGUCAGGCUUUGUCUUCCUGGCAGGCAGCAUUUGGCCUACAUUUAGCAAAAAAGAUUUUGAGCAUACAUCUGUCAGUGAAGGUGUUGAUUUUAGACCUACAGAAUUUUCCUUUCCUUAUAUUUGGAAGCUACUCAUUUGCUCCCACCUUUGAACUUAAAGCAUCUCUAGAUAUUUCAUGCUAGCACUGCUUUGACCUACAGAAUGCCCUCCUUUGGGUAUGGUUGUGUAAGAGGAAGCGUUUACUAAUUUGUCAUCCCUGGGAUCAGAUAGCCUAACCCAAGUUUGUAGGCAUUGAUGACAGGACUAGGGUUAUUUUGGGUAAAUAAAUGAAACUAGCUCCAGUAGGCUAAUCUUUUUUUAGCGUGAACUGUAUUACUAUACUGUAUUGUAUUAUACCUUAUUAUAUGGACUGGAAUUACGCACAUCGUUCAAACCAUGAUAAAGCAGGGAGAGAACAUGUGAUUCUGGUGCAGCACAUGCGGCCCACAAAGUUACAAGUAUAGGCUAGCGAAUUUGAUUUUAAUUUUGAAAUAUAAUAGGGCCUAUUUGUAUAAUUAGUAGGCUGACUCGUAUAUACAUUAUAUAUACAAAAGUAUGUGGACACCCCUUCAAAUAAGUGGAUUCGGCAAGUUCAGCCACACCCGUUGCUGACAGGUGUAUAAAAUUGAGCACACAGCCAUGCAAUCUCUAUAGACAAACAUUGGCAGAAGAAUGGCCUUACUGAAAAGCUCAAUGACUUUCAACGUGGCACCGUCAUAGGAUGCCACCUUUCCAAUAAGUCAGUUAGUCAAAUGUAUGCCCUGUUAGAGCUGCCCCGGUCAACUGUAAAUGUUGCUAUUGUGAAGCGGAAACAUCUAGGAGCAACAACGGCUCAGCCGCAAAGUGGUAGGCCACAUAAGCUCACAGAACGGGACCGCUGAAGCACGUAGUGUGUAAAAAUCGUAUGUCCUCGGUUGCAACACUCAGUACCGAGUUCCAAACUGCCUGUGGAAGCAACGUCAGCACAAGAACUGUUCAUCGGGAGCUUUAUGUAAGGGUUUUCCAUGGCCGAGCAGUCGCACACAACUGUAAAGUUUGGUGGAGGAGGAAUAAUGGUCUGGGGCUGUUUUUCAUGGUUUGGGCAAGGCCCCUUAGUUCCUGUGAAGGGAAAUCUUAACGCUACAGCAUACAACAACAUUCUAGACGAUUCUGUGCUUCCAUCUUUUUGGCAACAGUUUGGGAAAGGCCCUUUCCUGAUUCAGCAUGAUAAUGCCCCCAUGCACAAAGCGAGGUCCAUACAGAAAUGGUUUGUCGAGAUCGGUGUGGAAGAACUUGACUGGCCUGCACAGAGCCCUGACCUGAACCCCAUCGAACACAUUUUUACAUUUACAUUUUAGUCAUUUAGCAGACGCUCUUAUCCAGAUCGACUUACAGUUAGUGAGUGCAAACAUAUUUUAUUUUUUCAUACUUUCACACCUUUGGAAUGAAUUGGAAUGCUGAAUGCGAGCCAGGCCUAAUCGCCCAAAAUCAGUGCCUGACCUCACUAAUGCUCUUGUGGCUGAAUCACUGAUGUUGGGUGAUUAGGCCUGGCUCGCAGUCGGCGUUCCAAUUCAUCCCAAAGGUGUUCGAUGGGGUUGAGGUCAGGGCUCUGUGCAGGCCAGUCAAGUUCUUCCACACCGAUCUCGACAAACCAUUUCUGUAUGGACCUUGCUUUGUGCAUGGGGGCAUUGUCAUGCUGAAACAGGAAAGGUCCUUCCUCAAACUGUUGCCAUAAAGUUGGAAGCAGAGAAUUGUCUAGAAUGUCUUUGUAUGCUGUGGUGUUAAGAUUUCUCUUCACUGGAACUAAGGGGCCUAGCCCGAACCAUGAAAAACAGCCCCAGACCAUUAUUCCUCCUCCACCAAACUUUACAGUUGGCACUAUGCAUUGGGUCAGGUAGCGUUCUCCUGGCAUCCGCCAAACCCAGAUUUGUCCGUCAGACUACCAGAUGGUGAUGUGUGAUUCAUCACUCCAGAGAAUGUGUUUCCACUGCUCCAGUCCAAUGGCGACAAGCUUUACACCACUCCAACCGACGCUUGGCAUUGCACAUGGUGAUCUUAGGCUUGUGUGCGGCUGCUCGGCCAUGGAAACCCAUUUCAUGACGCUCCCGACGAACAGUUAUUGUGCUGACGUUGCUUCCAGAGGCAGUUUGGAACUCUGUAGUGAGUGUUGCAACUGAGAACAGAUUAUUUUUACACGCUUCAGCACUCGGCAGUCCCGUUCUGUGAGCUUGUGUGGCCUACCACUUUGCGGCUGAACCGUUGUUGCUCCUAGAUGUUUCCACUUCACAAUAACGGCACAUACAGUUGACCGGGGCAGCUCUAACUUGGCAGUAAUUUGACGAACUGACUUGUUGGAAAGGUGGCAUCCUAUGACGGUGCCACGUUGAAAGUCACUGAGCUCUUCAGUAAGGCCACUCUACUGCUAAAAAAUACCUACAAAGUAGUUGUAGGACAGGCACAGGGUAGCCCUACUAGAUGUGACAAACAGCCUCUGUGUGGGAACUCACGAGUGAAAGAGACAAGGGUCUCUUAUUAACAUUUUUAUUGUGCUGUCCAGCACUCACUAUGCCUGAGCUUCGGUGAUGUAGCCUAGUGAAUAAUUUCUCAUAUCCUCAUUCUGACUGAAGUACAUUAGGAUAGGCUAUUUGCUACCACCACCACUACCUCACUUUCAGCUACCCUGCUUACCCUGGUUUCAUUUUCAUAUUUGUAAUUUCCUAAUUAUCUAAAACAAAAUAUCUGCAGGAUUAAAGCUGAUCUACCCCCUAAAAAAAAUGUUUAAAAAAAGACACAAGAAAAUGCAAAAAAAUCAGACUAUCUUAUGUUGUCAAUUGGAUAUGGUGGUGCUGGGGCUGGAUUGCUGGAAUAGGCUGGGUAGAGUUUUGCAAUGUCUCUUUUGUGGUGUGUGUGAGCUCAUUCUGAGAGGAGGUGAUUGUAGGGAGGUGCAGCAUGCACCCCAAGGCAUUGCACACAGGAGCUGGUAAAAUGUCUGCAGUCCAACGGAAGAAGGCCUGACAAAUUUCAAAGGGACACAGCCCUUGAUGCUGCGGCUCAGCUGUUGGACUAGGGCAAGGCACUGGCGUGGCGUACAGUACCACAGAUAAUAAAACAGGAGUGGUUAACCUGCUCAUGCAAACAGUCCUAUUUUAUCUCAUGUUGAGGGGAAGUGAAAAGGGGACUUUGUGUUUUGAGUUUCGUGUGCCUUUAGAAAGUGAUUCCUUUCUGUAUGUCUAUAAAAAGCACGUUGUUCUGUUGGCCUGUGUUGCAUGUUCAACUGAGGAAAUGUUUGGGCUGUGUUCCAAACACCUCCACAAAUGUGCUGUGUGGUGAUCUGCAUCACUGGUUCAGGUGCUUUUCAGUUUGUCAGAUAGUUUGCUUCACAAUGAUUCCUUGUUCUGAGCCUAAGCAUCAUGUACGUAAUGUUCGGAGGGAUGGCUUUGGACUGAGAAUUCUAUUUCUAGCCUACCUACAGCUAACUAGCUUCAUUCUGUCUCGCACACCCCCACCUGUUCCUUUCCCCACCACCUACAGUGGUUUUUCUUCUGCUUUAGAGUUCCCCUUCCUUUUCCAUUACUUACUUAUUAGGUAGGUCUACUCAACAAAUCUUGAACUCGGAAACUGCUUUACCCGUACCAGGCCACAGGUCCUACAGUACCACCUGUCUGUCUGUCUGUCUGUCUGCCCUAGACCUACACCCUUUACUUCCACACAGGACUGUGACAAAUGUAGUCUACUCGUUCAAGAGCAUACGGCACAUGCAUCUUCUCAUGGACUGGUACACUAAGUUGGUCAUUAAUCUAUUGACAGAAGUUUAUUUAUUUAGCUGAGAUCGCACAGUGUCUUCAUGUUUCCAGAAAACUCCACAGUGGCCAGUCCAUCAUUUGGAUUUAGCCUACUAAAGGAACACAGAGACUUUCUUGUGUGUUACCGAUGAUUAACCUUGCUAAUCUGGCAUGACACGGUUAAGAAAAUGCUUCUAAGCCUCAUCAAAAUAUUUAUGUUUCAAACCACAUAUACAUUUAUUCUGUUUAAUAGUAUCAAGCCUUUGUAGUUGUAUGCAAGCUCUGAGGCAGGGUUCUCUGGGCUGCUCUCACAGGCCUUCCAGCCUCACAAUCUUGUCUGUUUUCCUUGGUAGCAGCCAUCCACAAAGAACCUUUUGUGUCAAAGAAUGCUCUAGGAAAUAAUUAAAAUUUCAUGCAUUCUGUCUGGUUUGUGUUUGUGUGUGAAGGAAAGGGAGACUAAUAUGAUUUGCAUAUUCUCUUGUGCUGUGAAUAAUGCUAGUACCAGACGCUUGUGUGAGUGAGAGUAGGGGCAUGCUAUUGUUUAAAAGCCCCCCCCCCCCCCCCCUUGCUUUCAAUCUCAGCCAAUGGAAGUGUUUCUGCCUUCUCUUGACUACUGAUGCUCUACUUCCCCUGUCAGUGUGUGAGCUAGGAUUCUGCCAACCAUGCCUCCACAGGAAACAUGGCCUUUCCUGCUCUUCCUCAGGAUUCCACUCUGAGAUAUAAAAAUGAUACAUUGUCCUCACUUGUAAAUCUACUCCAAACUGCCCUGUAUGUAGCUCUGUCCUGACUGUCUAGUACUCAUUCUCUCUCCAACAAUGUCAAUACCAUCCUCAUCAUUACCAUUUAUUUCCCAGCGUGACUGAUCUUCCUCUUCUCUCACUCUUCUGCAGUAUUUUACCUCUGAGUGAGCUGGUAAAGAUGGUGAAGCCAGACAUCCACACUCUGGCCCACCACCUGAAGCAGGAGCGACUGUAUGUGGCUUCAGAGAAGCAGCUGAUCCAGCGGCUCAACGGGGAUGUGCUGAAGACUGCUGAGAGGCUGUACCGUGCUGCCUGGAUCACCAAGCAGCAGAGGAUCAACCUCGACCGUCUCAUCCUCACCAGGUCAGCAUGGGGCCCCCACAGCUAUUGUUACCAGGGCAUUUCAAUGAGAUUGAUCCAAUAGGAACUCUCCCAUUUUAAAAAGGCGUUUUGAAUUGUCCUCCACUUGUUUGCACUCGGCAGUGUGACCUUUAGUGAACUAGUAACUUAGUAGUCCUGAAGUAGGAUCCCACCAUAUUAAACUGUCUUAUCUGUGCAUGCCAGAGCCAGCUGAGCACUAUUUAGGCCAAAAGGGAAAUGGCAAGGAAUCCUGUAGUCCUGUGAUCAGCAAGUAUGUCAUACAAUUACAUGUCACUCCAACCAGUAAUCAACAGCUCUCUGUGGCUCACUGGUUUGUGGAGCUCUCGUAGUAAUUAAAGCUCCCUGUCCUGUAGUGCUGAGGCCUCCCCGGCCGAAUGCUGCCAGCAUGCCAAAGUGCUGGAGGACACGCAGUUCCUGGACGGCUACAAGACUCUGGGCUUCCAGGAGAGCAUCUACGGGGAGUUCCUGGGUCGGGUGCGCGAGAACCCCCGGCUGUUGGCCUCCUGCCUGGUGGCUGGGGAGAGGCUGAACCAGGAGCACAUACAGGGGGUCAUUUACACGGUCUUCACCUCACUCUAUGGCAACUGUAUCAUGCAGGAGGAUGAGCGCUACCUGCUGCAGGUGAGCAGCCUGGACCUCUUCUGACACUUAUACUAUAAACAUGCUAGUCACACACAGCCAAUAGCCACAUGCACUCACCAAUCAGCAGCCACCUGUUAUUUAAUACUAUUACCUAUCCCCAUAGGUAGUGUGAUGAGGCCGUUUCUGACCUCUGUACAGCUAAAGCUGAUGAUGCUGCGGUUUCUAUCAAUUCCAGGUCCUCCGCUACUUGGUGGAGUUUGAGCUGAAGGAGAGCGACAACCCUCGGCGGCUGCUGCGGCGGGGCACGUGCGCCUUCAGCAUCCUCUUCAAGCUCUUCUCCGAGGGGCUGUACUCGGCCAAGCUUUUCCUCACCGCCACCCUCCACGAGCCCAUCAUGCAGCUGCUGGUGGAGGACGAGGACCACCUGGAGACGGACCCCUCCAAGGUGACAGAGCGCUUCACGCCAGCCCAGCAGGAGCGCCUGUUUGGGGAGAAGGGCUCGGUGGGCUACAGGCAGAAGGUGGCGGCCGCUGUGGAGGCCAACGAGGCCAAGCUGGUGACCCUGGUCAACAAGUUCAUCGGCUACCUGAAGCAGAACACCUACUGCUUCCCCCACAACCUGCGCUGGAUCGUGUCUCAGAUGUACAAGACGCUGUCAUGUGUGGAACGGCUGGAGGUGGGCGAGGUGCGAACCAUGUGCACGGACCUGCUGCUCACCUGCUUCAUCUGCCCAGCCAUAGUCAACCCCGAGCAGUACGGCAUCAUCUCAGACGCCCCUAUCAACGAGGUGGCCCGCUUCAACCUCAUGCAGGUCAGUGGACGACCCAACAGACUCAUACAUCCACACUACUCUUAUACAUGCAUGGACAUUGACAGCUUAUUGAGUACGAAUCCUAUUUGAACUGUUAGAUAAUAAGAUAAAAUAUUGUUAUCUUGCUUUCCCUUGUAUGUAUCCUAAUCAUUAUCUUUGUCCUGUAGGUAGGGCAGCUUCUUCAACAGUUGGCAAUGGCUGACGAUGAUGGAGACCCCAGGAGGAAAAACAGUUUGGCCAAGUUCGAUAAGGUAAGAUCCUCAAACACACAUCUUAAUAUGGAACCAGUUUUCCCAUGGGGUAGCUUUUAUUACGUUUUCAAUACAUGUUUUGCUUCUUGUCUUAUUAUUGAAGUUGCCUGUCUGGUUGUGUCACCUCAGAGCUGUGUAGCUGCCUUCCUGGAUGUGGUAAUCGGAGGGAGAGCUGUGGAGACACCGCCCAUGUCCUCCAUGAACCUACUAGAAGGACUCAGCAGGACUGUGGCGUACAUGACACACAGUCAGCUGCUCUGCCUGGUACGCUGCUGACCUGACUGUUUCAGUCUGAAUGUUGUAUGGCUUAUAUUGUAGUUAGCCUAGAACAGUAUGCAACCAUGUUUUAGACAGGCAACAGUAAACGUUCCUAUGUUACAGAAAGUGAACUUGACAUGCCCAGGCUUGUCAGACCAGAAAGACAUUUCACACAGGUUGUUGAGAGUGCUGUUAUGUCUCAAGGACUGGGAAUUGCCGUACUAUACUGAAGCAUACAAAGUAUUACCACAUACUCCUGGAAUUGCAGUGCAGUGGCUCCUCCCUUAGUUACCUUUCCUUAUAACAUUAGUGCGAUAAUCAACAAUUACCCUAGCUGUAUUCUAUUGGCAUGUCUCAAGCCCCACUUUUAGUUUCAUUGUGAAGAAGAGUCCUGUACUUGUCACCCGUGGCAUAAAUUCUCCACCAGCGUAGCUAUUCAUGCAUUAUUAAAAAUGUAAUUUAAUUCCUCAUAGAAACUAGGAUGUGAGAGUAUUAAAUGAAGUAAUUAACUCCUAUGGUGUUCAGGUGGACUUUGUACGGAGUGUGAUGGCAGGGGACCACCUCCGGGAGGAGGAGCAUAUGCUCCUGGAGACCCUGCUGGCUAACGUGCCCCAGUCCCGGACGGUGAAGAGCAACAGUCUGGAGCUCACCCCCUCCAACACCCCACAGCUCUCCCCAGCCACUACCCCCGCCAACAAAAAAAACAGGAACAUAGGUACCUACCUCCUCGGCUGUUGUUACUGUACACCUGCAGCCACCGGCUUUCUGACAGAGAGAAUGACCUACUGCAUAAUGAUAUACGUGGUUUAUCUCCAGUACUUGUUAUUCCCAUUAUAGCAUUGCACCAGUUGGAGAGUUCAGUUUGAAAUUACACUGAAACCAGCCUUUUUAUGUACUAACUGCAGGUUGUUUCAUUCAUGGUAAUAAAUAAGGAGGUGAAGUAGCUAGAGUUGUAAUGGCUGCAGAAAGCCCCUGUUAUGUAGGAAGCUAAUGAGGUUCUGGGCCUGUUCUACAGGUAAUUAGCAGUCUCUAGAUUGGAGAUCCAUUACACAAAUGACAACCAAUUAAAUUACAAAAUAUAAAUGGACCCUUUUUAAUUGGUAUGGAUGGAGAAAUGUAUACCUUCUUCCGUCAUUAGGAAUAAAUCAAUUAAAUGUGACGGAAACAACAUCCUCCUCCAUUUGAAAUAAGCCACUUUAAGGUGCCCUAUUGAAAUGUGAACCUUUUCGAUUUUAAGCUGUUUUACACAGUUGCUUGCUACUCGCCCUGUAUUCUCUCUGUCGCCCUCAACCUUCUUCCUCCUUUCCUCCUUUGCUGCCUGUGAUCGACCAGGACAACAGUUAGCAACUUCCUGGGACUCCACAACCACCACCCUGUCUGCUCACAUUCCAUUAGUUACCCCUUUUGGUGGGUAGCAUGGCAGCCCUGUGAAGCUGACUAGAACUAAAGCGUGUUUGUGCCACCUAGUCAUGUGCCACUGCCAGUCACAGACACACAGUACCAGCCAUGCUCAUAGCCAUGGUCCCUGCUGCAGUCUCACUGCUUCACCACCAGAUCGAGCUAGCUGCUAGAUGUGCUCUUGUCACCAUGCCUUUUCACCAUUUACAUUUACGUCAUUUAGCAGACGCUCUUAUCCAGAGCGACUUACAGUUAGUGAGUGCAUACAUUUUUCAUACUGGCCCCCCCGUGGGAAACGAACCCACAACCCUGGCGUUGCAAGCGCCAUGCUCUACCAACUGAGCUACACGGGGCCUUAUAUGCCUGCUUUGGCCUGUGCUCUAGUCUUGUAGACCUCGUUUAUACCCGGUUCUCUGCUGCUUGUUUUCACUCACGUGGUAAAUUAUAUUAUGUUUAAAGAAACAUGCUUUUGGCUAAAGAGAAGAUUGAAGUCAGACAUGUUCUGUUUUAUUGCUGAUGUUGGGAUCUUACAUUCCUCUGCAAAAAGCAAUGCAUCAGAAUUACCAUACAGAGCACGAUCAGGUCAGUCAUUAGAAUGGUAUGCAUGCCACGUGCUGAUUGGGAUGUGGAGUGUGGUUGCUUCACUGCGUCUCGCAUGCACUUGUGAUUUGUGAACCUUAUUGGAUGUACUCAUGGACCUGUAUUACACUGGACGGGUUACACAGCACACGUUAUCUAAGCAGGGCCUAGCAAAAUAUCCAGUUUCUAUUAGGAAAGAUUGAUUGAUUUAAUGAUUGAAUCCAAUUAAGUAAACAUUUUCUGUUCACUGCAAUACCUCUUUCACAAUGCAAACUGAAAGGUUGGGAGCAGCUAACAGGUUGGGAGCAACUAACAGGUAAUCUAAGAAGCAAUGCAGUCCAUAUGUAGUUGUGUAUAGGUAGGUGAGUUUUUGCGUUGUUUAUAGUUAGUAUAGCCUACUUUUUUGCUUUUGUUAUUAUAGUGUAAGCUGAUCCCAGUCUUUUGCGCCCCCUGAAUCUCAGUGAGUGAGUAUUACAGAGUAACACCUUGUCCCCUGCUACCACUGAAUCUCUGUUAGUUAGUAACAUCUCGUCCCCUGUCUCCCCUGCUCCCCCUGAAUCUGUCAGUGAAUGAGUAAAGCCUCAUACCCCGUCUGUCUCCCUGCUCCCCCAGCAGCCUCCCGCAGUCGUAGCCGUUCCGAGCUGGCCCAGCAGGGGGAGGCAGAGGCUAGCUCCCUGGAGUCCCUGCAGGAGGUGAUGCCAGAGGAGGUGCUGGUGAUCUCACUAGGAAGCAGCCCCCAGACCAUCCCUGGGAUGAUGUCAGAGAAUGAGGUAAGUAACGAGCCUGUAACAUGCACAUUAUUAUGGAGAGUGUAUGGUGUAAUAUACACUUGCACACAACAGUGGAAAUACAUUUGAUAUAACAGGUAUAUUUGUCAUUAUCGGAAGCCCACUUUAAGAGCCAGGAUGGCAGUAACCAGUGCUGUUCCCUCUCAGGUGUUGACCAUGCAGCUGACUGAUGGUUCACAAGGGGACACUCCUGCAGAUGACACCAAGCACCAUGGCAAGCCAGACAAAACCCUGCGCUUCUCCCUCUGCAGUGACAACCUGGAGGGCAUCUCAGAGGGUCAGUGUUCUAACAACCCACAUGCCCUGCUGACUCAGUAGUUACUACAGCAACACAACAGAAUGUUUUCAAUUAGGUGUUAAUGGCUUUUACACUUAGUAGUUUAUAUGUUCUCAUGAAAACAACAGUAACUGUUCAUGUACCACAAAAAGAGGACCUUGUGUAAUCUGAUGCAUUGUAGUUGGAGAUGUAUAAAUGUAAUUGUUUUCGUUGCACAGGUCCGUCCAACCGGUCUAACUCUGUGUCGUCUCUGGACAUGGAGGGAGAGUCUGUGUCUGAGCUGGGAGCUGGGCCAUCAGGGAGCAAUGGGGUGGAGGCUCUACAACUGCUGGAGCAUGAACAUGGUGUGUUGUGAGAAAUCAUUGUCUGCUAAACCAAUGUCAGGGAUCAUUACAUUGAGACGUGAUAACAUUGUCAUUAUCCCUGUCACACCCCCAGCCACCACUCAGGACAACCUGGAUGACAAACUGCGUAAGUUUGAGAUCCGCGACAUGAUGGGCCUGACAGAUGACCGGGACAUCUCUGAGACAGUGAGUGAGACCUGGAGCACAGACGUGCUGGGCAGUGACUUUGACCCCAACAUGGAUGAGGAUCGACUGCAGGAAAUAGCUGGUAAGACAUAGGGAGAAUCUCAAUUGCAUACUCCUCGUACUCUCUCCUCGCCUCCUUCUCAAAAUCCAUUGGAUUUAAAAACCAGAGGUUCCUCCCCUCUGACCUUCUCCUCCAAUUGGUUUUGAGGAGGCAAGGAGAGAGGACUUGAGGAGUAUGCAAUUGAGAUUCUCCCAUAGACCCAGAGGUCCUUACUACAUCAGAUAAUAUGGGACAAUACUGCCACCUUUUGGUUUAUGGCUAAAACAGCAUGUUAAGGCUUCAUCAAAUCAAAUUGUAUUUUAUUUGUCACAUUACAUUUUAAAUUUUUAGUCAUUUAGCAGACGCUCUUAUCCAGAGCGACUUACAGGAGCAAUUAGGGUUAAGUGCCUUGCUCAAGGGCACAUCAACAGAUUUUUAUGCUUAGUAAACAACAGGUGUAGACUAACAAUGAAAUGCUUACUUACGGGCCCUUUCCAACAAUGCAGAGUUAAAGAUAAAAAAUACAAUAAAAAAUAGAAAUAGUGACAAAAUAAAUAAAAUACACAGUGAAUAACAAUAACGAGUGAACAUAACAUGGCUAUAUACAGGAAGUACCAGUACCGAGUCCAUGUGCAGGGGUACAAGGUUGUUGAGGUAGCUAUGUACUGUACAUAUAGGUAGGGGUAAAGUGACUAGGCAACAGGAUAGAUUAUAGACUGUAGCAGCAGGGUAUGUGGUGAAUGUGUUUGUGGCGUCAGUAUGCAUGUUAUGUGUGAGUGUGUGGGCGUAUGUAGUGUGUGGGUUGAGGUGUGUGUAUGUGUGAGUGUGUGGGUAGAGUCCAGUGUGUGUGCAUAGUCUAUGCAAGCGAGUCAGUGCAAAAAAAGGGUAAAUGCAGGUAGUCCGGGUAGCCAUUUGAUUAGCUAUUUAGCAGUGUUGUUUAGCAGUCUUAUGGCAUGGGGGUAGAAACUGUUCAGGGUCCUGUUGGUUCCAGACAUUUUUGGGCCUUCCUCUGACACUGCCUGGUAUAGAGGUCCUGGAUGGUAGGGAGGUCAGCCCCAGUGAUGUACUGGGCCGUACUCACCACCCUCUGUAGCGCCUUGCGGUCGGGUGCCUUACAGUUGCCGUACCAAGCGGUGAUGCAGCCAGUCAAGAUACUCACAAUGGUGCAGCUGUAGAGCUUUUUGAGGAUCUGAGGGUCAUUGCCAAAUCUUUUCAGUGUCCUGAGUGGGAAGAGGCACUGACGUGCCCUUUUUACAACUGUGGACCAUGUGUGUGGACCAUGUUAAUUCCUUUGUGAUGUGGACACCGAGGAACUUGAAGCUCCCGACCCGCUCCACUACAGCCCCAUCGAUGUGGAUGGGGGCGUGCUCGCACCGCCAUUUCCUGUAGUCCACGAUCAGCUCAUUUGUCUUGCUGAAGUUGAGGUAGAGGUUGUUGUCAUGGCACCACACUGCCAGGUCUCUGACUUCCUCCCUAUAGGCUGCCUCAUCGUUGUCGGUGAUCAGUCCUACCUCUGUUGUGUCGUCAGCAAAUUUGAUGAUGGUUUUGGAGUCGUCCACAUAGUCGUGGGUGAACAGGGCGUACAGGAGAGGACUAGGCACACGCCCUUGAGUGGCCCCUGUGUUGAUGGUCAGCGUGGCGCAUGUGUUGUUGCUUACCCUCACCACCUGGGGGCGGCCCGUCAGGAAGUCCAGGAUCCGGUUGCAGAGGGUGGUGUUCAGCUCAGAAAUCAUUUUAUUUUAUUUUAUUUCUCUAUUUAAUUUCUCUGCAUUUUUGGGAAGGGCCUUAAGUAAGCAUUUCACUGUUAGUCCACACCUGUUGUUUACGAAGCAUUUGAAUAACAACUAUUAGAAUAACACACAUUCUUUUCUAGAAUAAGAAAUAAAAAUUAGGUGAAUUACAGUUUACACUAGUAGGAAUUGGCCUAUGUUGAUAGGCUAAAUUGAAAUGUUUCUUACAGAAGAAAUAUGAAAAUGCAUAACCAUGGUAGCAAUUGAAUGGGAACAGUUUGGAUAUUAUGGGGAAAAUUAUUAGACCAAAGUUGAGGUCUCAAGACUGCAUCCAAACAUUACACUGUUGAUUUUAUGUACAUUUACUGUACUUAUAAAUGCGUAUAAAAAUGCAAAAGUUGCCCAAUUAGCAGGAGGGAUGGUGGCACGUUCUUGUUGCGUGCGGUGCUCAAGUUCAGAACACCUGUCAGUCAAAACCCAUACAACACUGCGACGCGCAGAGUGAGCUCUGACGUAAUUUAUGGCAUGUUACUGUACAGCCACUGGGUUACAAUUUAGGCACUUAUCAGUGCCCAAAUCUGCCAUUUUCAACCCGUAUAUGGGUACGGGUGUAAAGGGCUACAAUGCGGUAAACGUUGUUUUUACCUCAGGAUUCAGCUCAUUAUCAAAAUUCAGAUAUUCCUUAAUACUCAUGGAUCUCACACUUUCAUUGAAGGGACUAAGCACACACCCCAGAGGGGCCCCAGUGUUGAGGGUUGGCGUGGCAGGAAGUCCAGGAUCCAGUUGCAGAAGGAGGGGUUCAGUCCCAGGAUCCUUAGCUUAGUGAUGAGCUUGGAGGGCACUAUGGUGUUGAACGCUGAGCUGUAGUCAAUGAACAGCAUUCUCACGUAGGUGUUCCUUUUGUCCAAGUGGGAAAGGGCAGUGUGUAGUGUAAUAGAAUUGGAGUGGUAUGUGAAUUGGUAUGGGUACAGGGUGUCUGGGAUGAUGGUGUUGAUGUGAGCCAUGACCAGCCUUUCAAAGCAUUUCAUGGCUACAGAUGUGAGUGCUACGGGGCGAUAUUCUGGAGCAUUCCAUCUAUUUUGCUAAUUGUUAAGUAAGUAAGGACAAUCUUCAAUGUUCUCUAAGACAUAAUUAUCAAAAUGUUCAUUUUAUUCCACGCAAACUUUUCUUCCUGCGCUUUCCUUUCUUCCCUCUCACUGCUUUCUCUCUCUCCGUUGCUUUCUCUCUCUCCGUUGCUUUCUCUCUCGCUGACAUUCACUCAGUCCCUGCAGUCUUAUUGACCUUGGUUCCUUCUCAUUUGCAUCCACCAUUUUUCAUUCCUUGGAAUAUGGCGUUGGGGGACUUUUCCAUCAUUAAGUGAAUUUACAGCGAUUUCCUUAUGUGUUUUCUCCAAGGGAUUGGGUUAUGAGAUGCACAUUAAAUAUCCAUUAAUACCUCAUUAUCCCACUGAUAAGAUUACCAUGAUAAUGAGGCAGAAAUUCUAAUUGUUUCACUUCUUGUUGUGCCACUCAUUUAAUCAUCCACCUGAAAGACAAGUGCUCUGCGCCCCUACCUUGAAGACUGUAAACAUGGACAGCAGGGUAGAGCUCUCCUGCCGCUAGAAAGGGACCUGCCCCCGCCCAGCCCCGCAGACUGUUGCCUGGGCGCUGGCACGCAUGUGCGCCAAUGGUGUGUUUGUGUGCUGUGAAGUGGAAACAUGGCGUACCUGGGGGGUGCGGGUACCACGGGUCGACUCCUGAUCCGCUCCCCGGCCACCAUACUCCCACUCACACCUGCUAGCUCUUUCCCCUCCUCCACAUUCUUCCGCCUUGUUAACCCACAGCAUCCCAAAUGGAAAUGGAGGAAUGUCGUGUGGUGGACUUUGUGGGAGGGUGGGUGAGGGGUAAUUUGGUUGUGAGUAAUGCCCGGCUUAAUCAACAGCUCAAAGUCAUGGCUCAGGAGGCAGGGUUGGGGUGAGAUAUUACCAUUAACCUUUGAACUUUGGCACAGUAGUGUGUGCCUGUUGGCCCAGCGUGAAAUGCCUGUGACCUCAGGCUCCCUCUCUGUCUCUCUGUCUCUCUGUCUGUCUGUCUGUCUGUCUGUGCUCAGGGGCAACUGUAGAGAACAUGCUGGGCAGCCUGCUGUGCCUACCAGGCUCCGGCUCAGUGCUGCUAGACCCCUAUGGAUCCACCAUCUCAGAGACCACCAGCGAGGCCUGGAGUGUGGAGGUCCUGCCCAGUGACUCAGGUGGGUUCAGUGUUGAGAAGGGGUUGUAGGAGCUGAAUGGAGUCUCCUCCUGUCAGUUUCGCAACUCUGUACAAACAUUUUCCAUGAGUUUCUAUGUAGAAGUAUUUUUCUUGUCUUCCUCCAUGCACUGCAUCUGCAUGAGUCACUCCAGUAGGUGUGUGUACGGAAUUACUCUCCAUGUGUGUGGGUGGACACGCCAGGUGUGGCUUCCCCCCCAGUUCCAUAUCAAGGAAGUGGGUGCAAUCUGUCAUGUUUGUGUGCACUAGCCUGUCUAUCAGGGUAUAUCUGCCUGUGCCAGUAAAAGGCAGCUCUGGGUUUCCCCAGAGGAACCUCCAGGUGUGUUUGCACCUGUAGUGGAUGAACAGACAUGAGGAAAUGUUCAAGGACAGCAGCUGUUUGCAGUCUAUUGACAUGGUGUCAACCUUUUUGCUGGCAACAUCCUCUCACAAAUCUGUAGGCUUUGCAACACAUUCUUCUGACAGUGGGGUUUUAUGUAUGGACAUGUUUAGCUGAGCAGUUCCAGCACAGUGUGAAUGUGGUCCCAUUGCAGCAAUUACAAACCAUACGUUAUUAUGAACAGGAGGAAUCAUAUCAAUCUUAAACUGUCUGUUCUUUAGUUAAAAUAAGGUCCUAAAACCAUAUGUUAGAUUACGUGGUUAAAACCCCUUGAAAGUGUUUCAUGAAUAUCAAUAGAGUACUUUAAUAACAGCAUUACAAGUGUUUCUUGGGAAAGCCCGGACUCUCUGUUAAUUGAAGUGCACAAUUGCAAUGUUAAAUUGACAUGCAUGAGUAUCUUGAUUGCUUUUUGUUUCUGUUUGCUGCCCCUGUUCUGCUCUGUAAUAGGGCUAUCUGAUGCUCGCCUGGAGUUGAGGGCUUGUUUCAUGGCUAGGCAGCAAAAAACGACACUCCAAAGAGCACUUCACUAGCACAUUAUUACUAACGAGCAUGCAAAUGAGUACUGUGGUUACUUUGGAGCCUCUGGGUUAAGGUGAACUGCUCCAUUGGGCAGCCACAAAAUGGUCUGGACUCGAGUUUUCGCUUUUCCCUUUGUCAGUUGUAGAUGGUUUGUUUUGCUUUCGUGCAUAUUAGUUUUCUUAGCUAUUACUUUAUCCUGCCAGAAAAGGGAGCCCAAACAAACACUAUGUGCCUAUGAACAACUUACAUUGUUGACUAUAACUGGAUGUGACUGUACUGUGUGUGUGUGUGUGUGUGUGUGUGUGUGUGUGUGUGUGUGUGUGUGUGCCUCCCCCUCAUCCCCCCCAGAAGCCCCAGACCUGAAGCAGGAGGAGCGUCUACAGGAGUUGGAGAGCUGCUCAGGGCUGGGCAGCACCUCCGAUGACACAGAGGUCAGAGAGGUCAGCUCCCGGCCCAGCACCCCAGGGCUCAGCGUCGUCUCAGGUACCCUGCACCUCUUUCACUCAGAAGCUUUACAGUAUAUCCAACACAUCAGUUUCUAUACUAACAUACAGAUUGAAAUAAAACAAGUCUAACCAGUCAUAGAAUUAUAAUUAAUGUAGUUCAGAGCCAUAUUGGGUUUUGUCUGUGUUAGCUGGAGAGCAGUCAGAUAGUGCUAGAUAACCAGGUCGGUGUGAGACUUUGGCUAGGACUCAGGUUAACACUGGCACUCUGUACUGGUAGCUCAGGUAAACAGGCCGCGUUGACAUGCUUGAUGUAGCAUUCCAGAUUAAGAGGACUGGGCCUGUGCCCACGGCUGAGCUCAUGUAGGAACAUGUCACACAAGGGCCGGGCCGAUGGAUAGGCUCUGUCUGAUUAUCAAUCUUACUGCUGCUGUUUGCAUCUCCCUUCCCAACCAUGGGAGCUCCCGCUACCAUAUUUAGUGGUCCCAGUGGGCCCCUGGUUGAGAGGGACCAUUCAGCAUAUCGUCUCAAUACAGUGUGUACACUCUCAGACUGCUAACUUCCAACUGUCACACAUUCCCCGUCACUCAGAAUAGGAGCUAGUCAGCCAAAUCCAAACCAAGUCUUCCACCAAAUGUUACCAUCUCCUGGAUGGCACAGAUUCUUUAACAUACAUUUCUGUUUUUUUCCUGCAGCGACAUCAGAAGACAGAGGAAAGACGGAGGACCUGCGGUCGGAGUGCAGCUCGGACUUUGGGGGGAAGGACUCUGUGACCAGUCCAGAUGGGGAGGAGUCGUCCCACGGUAGGAGAGAGGGGAGAGUGUCAGCUCCCCCUGUGGCCUGGCUGUGGCAUCACUACACUGUCAGCAGCUAGACCUAUCAAUCCCUGUCAGCUGAGCUGCCAUAACCUCUCCACUACACUAGAAUGCUGCUGACCCUGUUGGAAACAUUCUGCUUUGUUUUCAAAUGAAUGUUUAGACCAGAUGGCUCAUACAAAGUAUAGCUACAUGAUGAUAACUAAUACAAAGAACAGAAUAGCCCAUGCUUUUUUCAAUGGCAUGAACAAUUAUAUCAGACAGUGGCGCUUUGUUUAAAGUAUGAAUAACUUUCUUGUUUCAGGAGGACACCACAGUUUAGCUUCUCCGCCCUCACAGGCAGACUCCUUACUGGCCAUGUUCGAUCCCCUAUCCUCCGGCGAAGGUAAUUUCUGCUCCCACAAUGCUCUGGGGUAUUUGCUAUGUCGAGCGUCCAGGAAAUGAAAUAAGACCAGGAAAUGAGCAUCAUUAAGUCGUGUCUAGUGGCGUGGACUCACAGAACAGCUUGAUCUCUGAGAAAAUGAACCAAAAGAGUCUUGCCCCAAUUACUGGACAAAACAUUAGUGCAAUAAAAAUGUCUACUGCGUGGGAAUGUCAUUUCAAUUAGCUCAUUUGAGUGAGGUGAGUGAGCUGUGUGGCAAGGUGAGGGGAUGACAGGUUGAGAGACCUCACCCCAGGCACUUUGGCACAGUCCCUUGUCCCACUGUGCUCAUGGCACCAGGCUGCCAUUGGAAGCUUUUCAGGAGAGAGAAUCUACCCUUGGAACAGGUGGCAUACACACACCUAGGGCUUGUCUCCCACCAACCAGCCUCACUUUCCCCUACUUCCUCAUUGCUUUGCUGUGGUUUCCUUUGUUUCUGGACACACUCGAUAAUUGUAAAAGUGUUUCUGAGAACUGAGGAGGUAAUUGUUGUUCAGAUACACCCCUAUGUGUUAAGCUGUAUAACCAAACUAAGCCAUGUUUUUUUUCUUUCACAGGUUUCUCUACUGGUACUAUCGUGAGGCCCAAAGUGUACUAUGCCAGGCCCCUUCAUCCUCCCCCUGACCCUCCCAUCCCAGAGGCCUGUGCCCUGGGCCAGGAGCCCCGCUACUCCCUGUUCACGCCCCACUGCCUAGCCCAAGGCGAGCUGGAGCACACCAAGCAGCGCUACUCCUACCCAGACAGGCUGGUACGUAGCCGCAGCUCUGACAUUGUGUGCCAAGGCCGCCGGCCUACCAGCGACCCAGGCCUCAACCGCAGGGCUGCAGCCGAGGAGCGGGACCCUGCCGGGGCCUUCUCUAUGGGGUCACCCUCGUCCCCCAGCAAGGACUCCCUAAAAGGAGAGGUGAGAGCUGCUGGUAAUCACUGUUGUCACUUCAGCCCUGCAUGCUGCUCUGCUCUCCAAGCCCAGUUUUAGACCCACUGCACUCUAUAACAACAGUCAUAGUAUGAACUCUUGUCAUUUCACUAAAGAUGACAUUUUAUAAAAGGUGAAGUGAGAUAAGGAAGUCGAAAGUCACUUUGUCAGUACAUAAGCCUUUCUUUCCCGUGCUACCGUUCAGUGUCAGUAUGGAUUCGAAAACAUACUUGAAUAUUUAUUUUCCAAAGGUUGAGGAGCGAAAGGACAGUGAUGAGGAAAAGUCUGAUCGCAACAGACCAUGGUGGAAGAAACGCUUUCAGUCAGCCAUUCCCAAAGGUAAGGACUCACUUCUAAACCUCCUCUUUCCCCCUCCAUCUCUGGGUCAGUUUGGCAUGCCCUCUUUUCUAUGUUGCAACAAGUGCUUUUAGUGGGUUAAAUAGUUUGACAAUUUGUUUGGAAAUUGCAUGGUUACUAUGUUUAGUACAUUCUUUUCAAUCUUUCAUGAUGUUCUCUUAAUCACAUCUAUUGCAGAAAAUGUAUACUUUUUUAAAGACCUGUAAAUGAUGAUGCAUGAUCGCUCCACCUCCGAUGUUCUGCUUUGAAAAAUACUGUUUCUUGUUGUUGAAAGUUACACCAGACAAAUGGACAAGUCUUUUCUCACGUCUCACUUGCACUAGAUUUAUUUUUCGUUUCUAAAACUAAUCAGUCAUGUGAGGGGCUUGUGCUGGUGUAGAUUGUGCAGUGGUACCCCUCCCAGUGGUCCUGUCAUCCCCAGCCUAAUGGUCAUUAGAUAGACCUCUCUGUCAUCAACGCUGAUAGAUUACACAUCUCUUGUUGCGGUUAAACUCCAAAACCAUCUCUCAUAGAAGUGUCAGGAAAUAAUGAGCUGUGCCUACAAGAGAUGACUGUGUAUUACUCUUUUAGAUAAUGAUGUUCCUUUAGUAAACAUUAAAGUUGGAUUAAUAAACCCAGAUCUGCACAGAGAAGUGUAAACCCGUUAAGUUUGAGUUUGACAGAAAGAAUAGCAGAGCACCGUUUAGUGUAAAUGGAAUAGGCUAUUAAUAUUUUAGUCUUUGAGGAAAAAAUGUCCUUGUCCAUCCAUUCAAUAUCAACCCCUCUGUCAAACUGUUGAGAACCAGAGUCCACAAAAAGGCCCUUCUGUUGGCCUGGUCCUGCUGCUGUGCUGAGAAUAUCAUGGUGAUGUAUAGCCUAGCCCCUCACAGAGUGUCAGCCAGGUAGACUUGAGUGUGUGAAAGGCCAACCCUGUCUGUUGUGUUCCUCACACAGUGCUGUAUUGGACGGCUGAGAGUGAAGUCCCAGGUAACACUUCCAACAAUAGCUGUCAUCAUUGAGCAAGCUGCCCUGACGGCAGUGCCAGUGGCUGAGUGCUGUAGGCCAUGACGCUUGUAGACGUGGCCCUUUGUGAUAGAGAGAGCUGUGAUGUGACAUGGUGCCGCCUGAGUUGAUGUCCUGGCUCCUCAUUCAUGCAUUUGUUUUGGAUGUCCCCAUUUUUCUUUUUGCACUGUAAUGUUUGUGAUACAACAUUGCAACAUUGGGGCGCACAGAAUGGCAACACAUUUAUACAUUGCUAUACUUCUCUUCACAUUCUCUCCCUGUAAAUACCGACCUUUAAGAUGAUUCUGUUAUCUGGAUAUAGACCACAUUUGUCCUGUUGACACUCGUGUGUUAAUAGCCUCACCUGCUUAUUUGCACGAAUAUAUAUAUAUAUAUAUAUAUAUAUAUAUAUAUAUAUAUAUAUAUAUACACACACAUCUUUUAAUGUGUACACUGAGUGUAGAAAACAUUAGGAACACCUUCCUAAUAUUGAGUUGCACCCCCUUUUGCCCUAAUAACAGCCGCAUUUCGUCGAGGCAUGGACUACAAGGUGUCAAAAGCGUUCCACAGGGAUGCUGGCCCAUGUUGACGGCACUUCAAUAUUUUUGUCUUGCCCAUUCACCCUCUGAAUGGUACACAUACACAAUCUGUGUCUGAAUUUUCUCAAGGCUUAAAAAUCCUUCUUUAACCUGUCUCCUCCCCUUCAUCUACACUGAUUGAAGUGGAUUUAAAAGAUGACCUCAAUAAGGGAUCAUAGCUUUCACAUGGAUUCACCUGGUCAGUCUGUUUUGUACACUCAGUGUAUAUCUAAGUGAUAUUGUUUGUCCAUUGCAGUCUGGCAGUCGUAUUAUUUCAACCAUUUUGCUUUUAUUUACCUCUCUAGCAUUCCUUUGCUAUUAUCGUGCAGUGAACAUAGGGAUACAUCUCCUUAAUGUUGUUCAGUUUAUAUGAUGCUAUGCUACAGUAUGCAUCUCUCAUCUACAUUGUUAGUCAAUGGUAAAAGCCACCGUAAAUGUGUGACAACACAAUUUCUUGUUCUGCUGUCAUGAAGUGAGUCAUGAUGAGACUGUGGUCCAGAGAGAGUGAGAGCAGAGCGUACAGUAGCAGCACUUCUCCUAGCUCACUCAUUAUGCUCUCUCCACAGCUCCGAUAGCCUUCCGGAAAAGGGACAGGCAGGAGAAAGACGAUGUGGGCCAUGAACGCGUCCCACAAGGUCUGUCCUGAUUUAUUGUCAUUGCACUCAGAUAUUGCUGAAUCGGGGGGGGGGGGGAGUGGGUAUGUUUCCCAUGGUGAGUUUAACCCAAAUGUGUCCUGUGUGUGUUUGUCAGACGACCCUCUGUCCAGGAACUCCCAGGCCCAGGCAGCAGAAGACAUCCUAGACAAGUACAGGAACAUCAAGAGGACCAGCCCCAGUGAAGGAGCCACCGCUGCAGCCUAUGAUGCCACAGGAGGUCAGUGUCUUUCUCACUCAGGCACACACACACAUUCAAUGAAUUAAUUUGAGCGUGUGAAUGUGUUGUGCACAGAGCUGUGUGGAGAGGAGGGUUUGCACGACUCUCCCAGAGACGAAGCUCUGCAGAACAUGUCCACAGACGACCUGCCAGACUCAGCCAGCCAGACGGCCCAGCAACACCACUCCAACAAGUUCUCUUUCAGGUCAGUGAGCCCUCACCAGUUCACAGAAGUCACACAGCUAUGAUGAUAGGAAUAAUACAAUCUUUGUUUAUACAUCAGCUUUCAUGCAAUGCUUUAUUAUCAGCCAGAAGUGCUUCAGAGGCAUGAUAAUUGACAAAAGACAAAGUGAUAAGACUAUCAAACCAAAUCUACAUUUUCCAAUUUUUUCCUCAUAUGUUGCAGUGAUGCAAAGAAGAAGUUGAGACUGGCCUUGUGUUCAGCAGACUCUGUGGCUUUCCCCCUCAUGGCUCCUGCCACCACACGCAAUGGGCUGCCUGACCACACAGACUCUGAAGGUACCAUUCUAUUAUUACUGGCCAUGUUAUAUCUGGCCACAUUCAUUCCUGUAAGUAAGCCUGCCCACUACACAUUUACCAGCAGGACACGGCCACACACAAUAGAAAGGGACAUCCUUUGAAAAGGUUACAUUUUGAAAUCCAUGAGACACUCUCUCGGUUGUCAUCAGUCACAUCCACAUGACAGGGGGGAGCAGGGCAGGCUGAUCUGAUUACAGCAGUAGCCCUUCUCCCAGCGAGGGGCCAGUGUGUCUGAGCAUCUCACCCACCGCUGUCUGUCUACCGUCUCCUUCCCAGACAAUGAGAUCGUGUGCUUCCUGAAGGUCCAGCUGGCGGAGGCCAUCAACCUGCAGGAUAAGAACCAGAUGGCCCAGAUCCAGGAGACCACUCGCUGCGUCAGCCGCUUCGACGCACGUACCUGCAGGAAGCUUCUGGCAGCCAUCGCCGAGGAUUACAGGUAACUUUGGAGGAAGAGAGAAUCUGCAGAAGGAGCAGCACUGCUAUUACUGCAUGGACAGUUCUGUGGUAUAGUUGAUUUGUAUUGUUUUGUUUGAAAUAUGUAGGUCUAUUUUGAAAGGCUAAAAUAAACAUUUAGGUAGCCUAUGUCUUGUCAAUUAAUAUUGUGAGUAAUGUCUUAUUUCAGUAGUAAUAUCUCAGAUCAACCUAAUUUUGUCACGGUCACUCAUCGCAACCGUUCAUAAGCAUAAUCCAUAAUGCCUGCAUGUGUGUCCCAUCCCCCCUGGUAGGAAGCGGGCGCCCUACAUAGCAUAUCUGACGCGGUGUCGGCAAGGCCUGCAGACGUCCCAGGCCCACCUGGAGCGGCUGCUGCAGCGGGUGCUGAGGGACAAGGAGGUGGCUAACCGCUACUUCACCACUGUCUGUGUUCGCCUCCUACUGGAACACAUGGAGGCUAAGUCACUGGACUUCAUCAAAGGUCUCUGCUCCUUAUUACUUAUGUACUCACUGUGAUUUUGGAACCAUGAAUCAACUGAUGGUGUCUCUGCUAGUUGAUUGACCUCUGAAUGGCCAUAGUAUGGAAUUCAAAAUACAGACACUUAAAUUCAACCUAACUACCUGCACCACGUUGCAGUGCUUCAUUUACAAUCUAGAACCUCUAAAAUACUCUAAUUGUUCAGUGUGUCCAUCUCUGGUCCCCCCCCAGCCUUCCAGGGGUGCACAGCGUCAGAUGACAAGACGGCGGCGGUGGAGGACUUCCUGCGCUACCUGUACGGGGCCAUGGCCCAUGAUGCAAUCUGGCAGUACGCUAGCGAGGACCAGCUGCAGGAUGCCCAGAUGGCCAUCGAGCGCAGCGUCAUGAACCGUAUCUUCAAACUGGCCUUCUACCCCAACCAGGACGGGGACAUCCUGAGAGACCAGUGAGUAACGGUGACCGCAGCCACCUCACCUCGGUCACAUGGCCCCAGCGUUGGUGUGGCUGCUGCCCCUCAGGCUUAGAAAUGACCCAGCUUCCUGUCCUCCUACUCGGAUGCUAGUGUACCAUCAUAUUAUCCUUUACAGAUUUGAAUGAAGAUUACACUGUAUUGCUAUAGUAGGUUUCCAGUUUAUUGUGUUGAUUGUUCACCUAAUCUAUGUUCCCCCCUCCUCUAGGCUUCUUCAGGAACACAUAGCGCGUCUCUCAAAAGUGGUGACGGCAAAUCACAAAGCUCUUCAAAUCCCAGAGGUAACCCCACAGAUUUGUAUCCCCCCAAUUGUCCAUCAAAGUCUCUGUUUUUCAUUUUGUGUUGAUGUUUGGAGCUCUACAGAGUUGACGUGCUGAAUGCUAUUUCCUGUGUGGCUCCAGGUGUAUGCGAGGGAGGCUCCCUGGCCGUCUGCCCAGUCGGAGAUCCGGACCAUCAGCGCCUACAAGACUCCUCGGGACAAAGUGCAGUGUAUACUGCGCAUGUGUUCCACCAUCAUGAACCUCCUGAGUCUGGCCAACGAGGACUCUGUCCCCGGAGCAGACGACUUUGUCCCUGUGCUCGUCUUUGUCCUGAUAAAGGUGAGCAUCCAUUGCACAUUGAAACCAAGUUACUCAGAUGUUUACGUCAACAUCAUAUUCACUUUAGAUAGUAAAACUUAUACCUCAUUAAAUGGUCAAACUGCUUCAAAUGUGAUUAAAAGUAUAGGCCUUGCUAAAAGUAUGAACCCAGUCUCCCUAUAAUGCACUGAGGGAGAAACUGAAUCCCCAGCACACAUUCUGACAAUCCUUUCUCACAUAGACAGCUGUAUAGUAAAUGUGUAGUAGGAUGAAGAUCUUGCUGUAUGAUAACCUGUAUAAACAUAUUUACAUACGGUAUGUAUUAUACAUGGCCUGGCGUAUGGCUCUCUCUGUGGUUAAUGUGACCACCCACCCCCCCCACCCCUCCAGGCAAACCCGCCUUGCCUGCUGUCCACUAUUCAGUACAUCAAUAAUUUCUACGCCAGCCGGCUGAGUGGGGAGGAGUGCUAUUGGUGGAUGCAGUUCACCGCGGCAGUGGAAUUCAUUAAGACCAUCGACGAUCGCAAGUGAAGCAGAACCGCCACCUGUAUGGGGAAGGAGACGGGAGACUGGGAGACUUUCCAACCAACUGCUCCCCACAGCCCCCAGAACCAGGACCCAGGCCCACGCCCUGUCUGUCUGCUCUCUGUUUGUAUAGCUGUACAUAGUCAGAGACUUUGAGAGAAUUAAAAGUAUAUAUGAUUAUUAUGUGGACAAAAUCCAGGUUUUACCAUGGAGAAAAAGGCCUUGGAAAAAUGGCAGAUGUUAACUUUGAACUUAAACUAAUUAGCAUUUCUCAUUUAAUCUCUUGUCUCUCUAGUCAUGGUGAGGUGUUGGGGUCUAUGUCUUGAAUGUUAUAUCUAAAGUUAUGAUUCUAACGUUAAAUUGACUGAUGAAAGUGUCUAAUCAGAUGAAAAGGGACCAUGUUUCCUAGAGAUUAUCUCAGAUAUAUGUUGUGGAAGGGGACUACCUGAAGGUGAGAGAGAAAGGUUUCCUUGUUAAAUUGUGCAAUCUUUCCCCUGAAAUACUCUUCAUCCCAAUGCUCUUCAUCGUAUCCUGGGGAAUCACAAACCUCAAUAGAUACUGACUGAGUAUUGGUGACUCAAGUACAUUAUAAGAUCAACCCAUAAUAAUCAUGCUAAUAUUAGCUUUUUUUAACAUUAGCACAUCAAUAUUAGGACAGCUUUUUUCAUAAAAUGUAAACAAAUGUAUUCAUUAUUCGGUUCAUCCUUAACUAAAUACUUCUCUUUCUGUGGCAAUUUGGACAGAAGGGCCCCCAUAUUUAUAUAUAACAUGUAUUUAUUGCUUUCAUUCUAUUUCAUGGAAUUUUAUUUUAUUUCUAUAAAUGAAAUCACACGUCAUGCCUAUUUAGGAGAUUUAAGGCAGCUGUAAGGGUUGAGAUAUUUUAAUAGUGUUAGGAGGACGAGCAGCAUUGUCCUCAGACUGAGAAGCCCCCAGGAUGAGAUGUUGGCUGUUUGCUACGGCUUCUAUACGUUGUCACCACUGAUCAGCUCCUGCACAAUAUCACUAGUGCUGGUAUUUUUAGAAAUACUGAAAUGAGUGCCUUGAGGAGGGCCUCUUUGUGUAAGUCUGUUAUUUGUUGAAUUUUUUCUUGAGAAUGAGGGUUCUGCUCUUGGUUUUCCAUAAAGGAUAGGCAUUACUUCCCCAUUAUCACAGGGGUGGGCAACAUAUGCCCCGGCCUGUGAGCCCAUUCAGUCUGGCCAGCGAGAGGUUUGAGUAAAAAAAUUAACUUUAUUUUGGGGAUAUUAUUAUUAUUAUUAUUAUUAUUAUUAUUGGGUUAAAAAAUAAUCCAGGCCACUCUUGAAUGUCUAAAACUAGAUGGAAA